Marmota flaviventris (yellow-bellied marmot) is the source of this 1829-nucleotide messenger RNA. It is a transcript of the gene Kctd6, whose product is annotated as potassium channel tetramerization domain containing 6. The record is from RefSeq and is a predicted model, not a curated record. Lineage: Eukaryota; Metazoa; Chordata; Mammalia; Rodentia; Sciuridae. Gene Ontology annotation, molecular function: protein binding. Gene Ontology annotation, biological process: protein homooligomerization.
GAAUAUCCGUUCCUCACAAAUUAUCUGACAUAUAAGAUUUUUCUUUACCUUCAUCAAAUGAAACAGGCCCAUUUGAUGCCCAUUUCAAGGUCUUUCUUCUACUGCCUGUCUUGUGGUCACUUCUCAUUAAUCCUCCAGGGAAGACUGUGCAGAAGAGAGAAAAGAUGAAAAGCAAAUGAAUCAUUUUCUAAUUGUUAGCAGCUCUGGAAAAUGAUUUGGUAGAAGAGAUUGAAGCUAUUCUGGAAAUUCUUUUGGAUUUUGUUUUAUGUCAUCCAUCUGCAUUGCCUCUGAUAUGUUCUGAAUAAUAGCCAUUAAUUCAGAAUCCAACUAUUGGUUUUCCUGGAAGCUGGGCUCCUGAAAACGCAGCACUGGAACAGAUGGAUAAUGGAGACUGGGGCUAUAUGAUGACUGACCCAGUCACGUUAAAUGUAGGUGGACACUUGUAUACGACAUCUCUCACCACAUUGACGCGUUAUCCAGAUUCCAUGCUUGGAGCUAUGUUUGGGGGGGACUUCCCCACAGCUCGAGACCCUCAAGGCAAUUACUUCAUUGAUCGAGAUGGACCUCUUUUCCGAUAUGUCCUCAACUUCUUAAGAACUUCAGAAUUGACCUUACCCCUGGAUUUUAAGGAAUUUGAUCUGCUUCGGAAAGAAGCAGAUUUUUACCAGAUCGAGCCCUUGAUUCAAUGUCUCAACGACCCAAAGCCUUUGUAUCCUAUGGAUACUUUUGAAGAGGUUGUGGAGCUCUCUAGUACCCGGAAGCUUUCUAAGUACUCCAAUCCAGUGGCUGUUAUCAUAACUCAAUUAACCAUCACCACCAAGGUCCAUUCCUUACUAGAAGGCAUCUCGAAUUAUUUUACCAAGUGGAAUAAGCACAUGAUGGACACCAGAGACUGCCAGGUUUCCUUUACUUUUGGACCCUGUGAUUAUCACCAGGAAGUUUCUCUGCGGGUCCACCUCAUGGAAUACAUUACAAAACAAGGUUUCACGAUCCGCAACACUCGCGUGCAUCACAUGAGUGAGCGGGCCAAUGAGAACACAGUGGAGCACAACUGGACUUUCUGUAGACUAGCCCGGAAGACGGAUGACUGAUCCCCAGUGCUGGAGAAGAAGUUCCUGGAAACUGACUCUCCAGGAAAUGGAAGAGACUUUUUUUUUUUUUUAAAUCACAAUGUGGGCUUUUUUUUUUUUUUUUUUAAUAUUUGUAUUUAUUUGAAGGCAUUGAGAACUGAGAAGGAAGUUUUAUGCUUUCGCAGACUCUUCCAUGUUUUGUUUCCUUUACCCUGAGUAUGCAUGUGCCUGUUCUGAGUCUCCAGAUACCUUUUUUAUAAAAAGAAGUCUGAAAAUCAUUAUGGUAUAUAAUCUAUCCUUAACAGAGCUUUUUUUUUUUUUUUUAUUACAGUGCUAAAAUGAUUUCUGAUAAAAUGGCCCCAAAUAACUAGAAGGCUAAAAAUACAGGAAUGAAAAAAAAAGCAGAAUACUCAUGAUGCCUUUGAAAAAAAAUCAAAUAUCAUGUAGGGUGACCUAGUUUCCAAACCAGUAAGCAGUAUUAUAAUAUUAAAGGAAAACUGUUCCAAUCAUUUAAAGGUACUUAUUAAGUACUGCUUUUCACAGUUAUGACAACUGUUACUUUCUAUGCAUAUAAAUCAAGCAACCAAAUAUCUGUAGCCAUGGAAAUAUCUGACUAGAAAUAUUUAUAUUGGAUUCUGAAUACAAAAUGUCCCUGUGGUAGAAAUCUUACUUCUUAUGCCUGGUGCAGUAUAAUUCCCAAGUGUUCUGUCUACCAGGAAAAACAAAAAAAACCUAAUAAAAAAUGAAAUAAGAAAAUUA